CCGCCGAUCACCGCAACUUUCACACCGUACAAUGUCAACACCCUCAAUUGUGCAUCUACACAUUUAGUCAAUCAUGGGCUGGCUCUGGGGCAGCGGUAACAGUGCGAGUGCGCAAGACCAGCUCGAUCCAUCGCUCCGCGACUUUCUCCAGAAACAAGCUCCUACGGGCCCGAAACCUACAUUACCAUCCCCGCCAAAAGAGAAGCCAAGCGAACCACCAGCACCUACACAAGCACAAUCGCAAUCACAUCCAGCAAUACCAGAGAAACCAGCAGUACCUCCGCAAUCUCAGUUUCAAGAUGGUCGCUACGCCCACCUCUGGAAGAACUACACGCCCCAAAACGUCCUCGACGACCGCGGAAAGUCCGAGCAAGACCGCCUUCGCGACCUCGUGGAUGCAUACAAUGACCGCAGAGCCUCAGUCGGACGAGUUGCCAUGGAAAACUGCGCGCUAGAGUACUUGGAGCAAUUCGAGUGCUUUCGACAUCCAGCGACAUGGUGGUCCGCGGGCACAAUGUGCAACGCCGAAUCACGAAAGUUCAAUCGGUGUUAUGAUAUACAAUCCAAGUUUCUCAAGGCGCUGGGGUACAUGACGAUGGAUGCACGGACGCCUGACGAGGAUGAAAGAAUACAGAUGCAUGCGGAUAAGUUGUACCAGCAGAUGCUGCAGCAGGAGGCCGAGAUUGAGAAGGCGAAAGAGGAGGGGAAGCCGCUGCCAAAGUUUGAGAGUGUGAUGUCGAAACAAAACAUGGCAAGAUCAAUGGCUGGAGCGUCAUCAACAGCCGCGCCUGUAUCAGGGGCCAGGAAUCCGUAUACUGAGGAUGAGACUGAGAAUGACAUAUGGAGUCACAUCAAGCCGGAAUCGCGGAGAGAAUAUGAGAAGAAGCUUGCUGCGUUACCGCCAGAACAACAGGAAAUUGAAAGGAUGGCGGUCUUGGGGGAGUUGAAAGCAUCGACAGGCAUGGCGAAGCAGGUAGAAGAGACGUUUAUUGAAGAGCGGAUACAACGCAUGAAGAGGAGGGAAGCAGGACAGGCCACAUUUGGUGACACUAUCAAGCACUGGUGGGGAUGGGGUUGAAUUGGGCAGCAGCUAAUAUUUGUACAUUCUGUGUACGCUCUUGUAAGAUAUUCGCAAAGUCUGGGCACCUUUGCUUUGACAAUUAUACCUACAUGGAAUGUUGUUUCCAGAAUAGGAUUUUUAACCUCCCCCCAUGCGCA
Molecule: messenger RNA, 1218 nt
Organism: Cucurbitaria berberidis CBS 394.84
Lineage: Eukaryota; Fungi; Ascomycota; Dothideomycetes; Pleosporales; Cucurbitariaceae
Exons: 1
Coding region: 74-1078 (334 amino acids)
Source: RefSeq, a predicted model, not a curated record